Molecule: messenger RNA, 1569 nt
Organism: Penicillium malachiteum
Lineage: Eukaryota; Fungi; Ascomycota; Eurotiomycetes; Eurotiales; Aspergillaceae
Product: putative GABA permease (Uga4)
Exons: 9
Coding region: 1-1569 (522 amino acids)
Biological process (GO): transmembrane transport
Cellular component (GO): membrane
Molecular function (GO): transmembrane transporter activity
Source: RefSeq, a predicted model, not a curated record
AUGGAUGACUCUCAUGGUAGGCGAGAUGCCGAAGCGGCGGUCGCGUCCGAUGCGAAUAGUCUUGCUGGUUCUGGGGACUCGGCUCUGCUAGCGAAAAUGGGGUAUAAGCAAGAAUUGAAGAGGCAAUAUACUACGCCUCAAGUUUUUGCAAUUGCGUUUAGUAUUAUGGGUCUGGUACCCUCGAUCGCGUCGACUCUUUCGUUCUCUUUACCUGCUGGCCCGGUCGGUAUGGUCUGGGGGUGGUUUACUGCUAGCAUAUUCAUUUUUAUCGUUGGACUUGCGAUGUCUGAUCUUGCUUCUGCCAUGCCAACAGCGGGAGGCCUGUACUGGUGGACGCACUACUUUGCAGGCCCAAAAUGGAAAAAUCCAUUGAGCUUCUUGAUCGGAUAUAGUAACACUCUUGGUCUCAUCGGUGGAAUCUGCUCAGUGGAUUAUACCCUCGCGCUCAUGAUAAUCUCAUGCAUCAAUAUCUCCCGUGAGGAUAUAUGGUCACCCUCACGUGGUGAGAUCUAUGCUAUCUAUAUUGCUCUUAUUCUCAUACACGGAUGUUCCGGGGCUCUGACUGGUCGUGUCAUGCCUACAAUCCAGACAUUCUGCAUCUUUAUCAAUGUCGCUCUGGUGAUUGCGACUGUGAUCGCAUUGCCAACGACAUGGCCUACUGGGUGGGCAUUCAUGCUUUCUUGGUUAGCUCCUAUUUGGUCUAUCGGGUCGUUCGACUCAUGUGUACACAUGAGUGAGGAGGCUUUACAUGCUGCGAAGGCUGUCCCCUUGGGAAUCAUGUUCUCUGCUGGCUCGGCCUGUGUGCUUGGAUUCUUAGUUCUGGCUGUUAUGGCUGCCACGAUGAAACAGGAUGUGACACAGACGAUCAAUAGUAAAUUUGGGCAGCCUAUGGCACAGAUAUACUAUGAUGCGUUGGGAAAACAUGGAGCUCUGGGUUUCAUGAUCGUUCUCUGCAUAAUACAGUAUCUUAUUGGUCUUAGUCUGAUCGUCGCCGCCUCACGUCAAGCAUGGGCUUUCUCCCGUGACGGGGCCCUCCCUUUCUCGACCUUCUUCAGACAUGUUAGCAAGCGCAUUCAGUACCAGCCUGUUCGCAUGAUCUGUGGAUUAGUGAUCGUAUCCCUCCUCCUCGGUCUACUUUGUUUGAUUAACAGUGCAGCCACAAACGCGCUUUUCUCUCUCUUCGUCGCGAGUAACUAUUUAUCGUGGGGUACGCCUAUUUUUUGUCGUCUUGUCUGGGGUCAAGAUCGUUUCCGACCGGGCGAGUUUUAUACUGGACGGUUUAGCAAGCCAAUUGCAUGGAUUGCUGUUGUUUAUCUUCUGUUCGGAGUUGUCUUGUCCAUGUUCCCCACGAGCGGGCCUAAUCCAGCUCCUGCCGGUAUGAAUUAUACAGUUGUUAUUAAUGGCUUCGUUUGGAUCGGGUGUAUGGUUUAUUAUUUCCUCUUUGCUCGACAUUGGUUUACCGGGCCUAGGAUGACAGUCCAAGAGGGAGAUUCAACUGGCUCUGAUAAUUCAAUUCCUCCCUCAGUCUCCCUGCAACAGGAAUCUCCAGCUACCAUGAAGGAGGAAUGA